AUGGCGUGUUUAGGCCAGGAGGAACUUUGGCAUGUUUAUGGGCCCAAAGGAAACAGAAGAGAGGAUGAGCUGCAGGGAGAAGAGGGAUUUUCAACCCUGGCUGCGCAUUCAAGUCACCUGGGUAGCUUGAAAGAGAAAGACGAGUACGUCCCUUGCGCCCUCUGCCCCCAGCUCCGACUUACUCCCUGGGAUGAGGCCACGUCUUCCUCUUGGUCGUUCCAGCCCAUAGCACAGUGCGCGGCACCCAAGGUACCAGGCAGAGUUACACAGCUGUGCCGCCAGUAUAGUGACGCGCCCCCUCUGACUUUAGAGGGCAUCAAGGACCGUGUUCUUUAUGUGUUGAAGCUCUACGACAAGAUUGACCCAGAGAAGCUCUCAGUAAAUUCCCAUUUUAUGAAAGACCUGGGCUUAGACAGUUUGGACCAAGUGGAGAUCAUCAUGGCCAUGGAGGACGAAUUUGGGUUUGAAAUUCCUGAUGUAGAUGCGGAGAAAUUGAUGUGCCCACAAGAAAUUGUUGAUUACAUUGCAGAUAAGAAGGAUGUGUAUGAAUAGUUACCAGGAUAAUCAAGUGGUGAGGCUUUUUAAAUAAAGCAUUGUCUUGGUGCCUGUAACUUCAGUUACUCUGGAUGUAGCACCUGGAAGAUCUUCGAGCAAAGUUGGUAACAACACACCGAGAGAAACACUGCACUUACUGUCUCUUCCAGACCCCCUUCCUUCACUGAGAGAAGACUCGGAGAUGCGAAUGUCUGGCAGCGAGGACACACUGUGACAUCAUUGCUGACAUUGACAGAGCAAUUCUGUUUAGACUUGUAUUUAAAUUGUUUUGUGUUUGUGCCCUUCGAAAAUAAAUCUAUAAAACCAA
Miniopterus natalensis is the source of this 862-nucleotide messenger RNA. Lineage: Eukaryota; Metazoa; Chordata; Mammalia; Chiroptera; Miniopteridae. The record is from RefSeq and is a predicted model, not a curated record.